This is a messenger RNA of Botrytis deweyae, 1995 nucleotides long. RefSeq lists its product as uncharacterized. The coding region runs from base 1 to 1995 and encodes 664 amino acids. The record is from RefSeq and is a predicted model, not a curated record. The transcript has 4 exons. Lineage: Eukaryota; Fungi; Ascomycota; Leotiomycetes; Helotiales; Sclerotiniaceae.
AUGACUCCGAACAAUACACGAGUACGACAAUAUCUGGAAAAUCAUAUGCCUCCAUUACCCGAACCUCCAAGGAGUCUGCCAUUACACUCCGACUUCACUAAAAACAUCAAGAGAUGCGCUGAACAGAAUCCCAGGGAAUCGUCCGUAGCUUUAGGAAUUUCUUCUUUGGAUUUAGAUAUCAUCAUAAACUCAUGGGAUGUAUAUGUUAGGGAGAACCCUGAACAUGGAUUGAAAACCGUUGCUGAAUAUUCAGCUCGGAGGACCGAACGUAUACCGGCAUCCGAGAAUGGGGCAAUUUUACAAAUGAAAAAGAGAGCAUUGGUGAAUGCAUUUCGUCGACCUGCAGACAGGAUUGCUGAUGAUGCACAAAUGCCCGAAGAGCCAAAUGAUCUCGAAUCUCCUGAUAUGACUUCUGACGACGAAUCCCCCAUCCAAGGUCAAGAGGAUUUUGAAAAUCUCGAGCGUCAAUCUGAGCCUAUGGCUGAAAAUCCACCACCUGGGCAGCCAGCACAACAUAGACGAGAUGGACGGCGUGAGCCUGUAGCUCAGAAUCAUUACCAAAGUGACAGCGAAGAUUCUGAGUAUCAACCCAGAUCCAAAGCUCCGAAUGGACCAUACAAUCGUUCAAGAAAGCACCAAUCAAAUAGAGACGAAGAAAAUUCUGAACACCGGCCGGACUCUGUAGCUCAGUAUCAGUCAUCAGAAUAUUCGGCACAACACCAAAGCGAGAGUGAAGGUUCUGAUCACCAGCUCAGCCCCGCAACCCUGAACAAGGCUUCUGAUAACUUAUCAGUACGCCAGGGAAGAGGUCGGCGUAAGGCCGGAGCUCGGAACAGGAUGAUGAAGCCUCCUUCCCCCCAAGGAGGUCCUUCUAGCGGUCGUCCAUUAUCCAAACAGAAUCCUCCCGUCUUGGCUGAAGUGAUUGUCAUUUCCUCUGACGAUGAAUAUCCAAUACAAAAAAGAAGCCAUAGAGCAGGACCGAGAAGAGGGAAACCCCUCCCUGAGACAACGAGAACACGAUCAUCUGAACACUUGGCACAAGUAAGACCAAAGAAAGAAUCCAAAGCCGAGCCGAUAAUUGAUAAUGGGAUUGGGCUUUACGCAAGAAGUAGAAGAGGAGCAGAAGAUUCCGGACUCGAAGGAGAGGCAGUUGCGACCGAUCCUAUGACUCGUACACGAUUGUCUGAUUCACCCAUCCAAUACCAGGGAGGACCUUCACAUCGAACCAAGCUACCUUCACAUUCUAUGCAGCGUCGAACAGGAUGGGAGGAUUCUGAUAUAGAAGACGAGGACAAUCAGCCUGAGGUCAUGAUGAAAGAUUCAGCACAAAGCAGAAGAAAAGGAAAUUCGAAAUAUCGACAUGAGGCUCUGAAGCCUCCGAGCUCUUUCCCAAUCGGGGCGGAAACUCUGAUUAUCAAUACAGCCCCCGAAUUCCUUUCUCUACCCUCUUCGGCACAAUACCAAAGAAGAGAUAGAAGUGCUGAUGAUCAACUGGGACUUACUCCUCGCACAAAAUCACAAAAUCAUUCGAACAAUCGCCGAGAAGAGAGCUAUCCUGAGCUAAAUGACUGGAGUAGUUUGUAUGACGAAGAUCUUGGAGACGAUGAAGAAUCUGAAAGAUAUAUCCCUGAAGAGAAAUUUCGUGUUCACAGUUUCGGCUUCAAAGAUCCUGCACUUGUGGGAGGAAACGAUGAGGUCCGCAGACGAAGACGUGAACAACUUGAAUCGACAAUCACCAGAAAUACUUCUGAGAGCCUUAACGAGAACAAAAUUCACAGAUCCGAAGAAGAUGUAAGAACAAGCUGGCACAAACAUACUCCGCACAUGCUAGUUGAAGGAGAACGUAUUCAUGGAGCUCUUGGGCCAGAAGUCAAGGCAUUCGACAAAGUUCUGCUACAAGAGGCUAAUAUACAAUCUGAUAAUGGUAUGCGGGCUCUGAGUAUCUCGGAGGAGAAGGAGAUAGUGCCCUGGAAGAGAUUAUCUGAUAGGAAAUAA